GUACUCUACUAUAAAUAGACGUUGCUCUCAAGGUUAUUCCUUCACACUUCACACACAUAUAUACAUUAUUAAAAACGAAGUAUUAAUAGUGAUCAUGGCUAAAUUUGCUUCCAUCAUCGCCCUUCUUUUCGCUGCGCUUGUUCUUUUUGUUGCUUUUGAAGCACCAACGAUGGUGGAAGCAGCGAAGUUUUGCGCCAGGCCAAGUGGGACAUGGUCAUCAGGAAAUUGUCGAGACAAUAGAGCGUGCAAGAAUCAGUGCAUUAACUUUGAGAAAGGACAACAUGGAGCUUGCAACUUUGCCUUCCCAAUUAACAAGUGUAUUUGCUACUUCCCUAAACCUUGUUAAUCUAUCUAUAAACUCUUUGGUGGGUACUGUCUGUAUUUUACAUAAAAUAAGGGUGUCCUAAUAAAAUAAGAUUAUAAUAA
This is a messenger RNA of Raphanus sativus (radish), 426 nucleotides long. RefSeq names its product defensin-like protein 1. The record is from RefSeq and is a predicted model, not a curated record. Gene Ontology annotation, biological process: defense response. The transcript has 2 exons. NCBI's taxonomy places the organism in Eukaryota, Viridiplantae, Streptophyta, Magnoliopsida, Brassicales, Brassicaceae. The coding region runs from base 95 to 346 and encodes 83 amino acids.